UAUGAUGUCAUUAAAUGUGUUUUAUUUUUAUAUGAUUACUGCUUUUCAAUUCCCAACAGAUUAAGGUGAUCAAUGUAAUUUAAUUUUUUAAGAAAAGUUCUUUAGUGAAGAAGGAAAAAUACGUAUAAUAAGUUAUUGGUUGGACCAUAAUGAGUUACAUGCAUUUAAUAUGAGAAUUUUGGAUUCUCGGAUUAAAGAAAUACGUCUACAUUUUGAAGGAUGUGCAUUUUUUCAGUAUGUAUAAUUAUAAAGUAUGACUUCUGGAUAAGAAGUGUUUAAUUCAUGGCAAUCAUGGUGACUUUUCUGAAUUAUGGAAAAUACAUUUUAUGAAAUAUAAUAUAAUUCUUAAAGUUAGGAAACUAAACUUGUGUAUAAAAAGAAACAUGUUAUUACCUACAGUCGUAUGUUUAUUGCGAAAGAUUCAUAUCCUUAUCAUCUGCAAAUUUAAAUGCCACAAUUCCUAAUUAUUAUAUACACUUAAAAAUAUGACACUAUAAGUUUUAAUAUUUGAUAUUUAAAAUCUAUGUAAUAAAAUGCAGUCGAUGUUAAUAUGUUACACAAGAUGAAAUUUGUUACUGUUAGUCCAUCGGGUUUGUCGUUUCAUGGUUUUAGCUGUGUUGUCAUAUUUGCAGGAAGAGCAGUGAAGCAGUUCCUGUGCGGCUGCGGCAGGAGUUACAAGCACAAGCACCAUCUCGUGCAGCACCUGCGCUACGAGUGCGGCACCGAGCCGGCCUUCCCUUGUCCGUACUGCAGUUUCCGAACCCGCCGCAAGGGCAACCUGAAGAGCCACUUGUUAUUCAAGCACAAGCAGACAGGAGGAGGAGGUUCGAGGCGGUUCUAAGCGAGGACGGCAGCGAGACGUUCCGGUGUGACGGCUGCGAGCGGAGAUACCGCCACCAGUCCACGCUCUACAACCAUCUCCGCUACGAGUGCGGCAAGUUGCCGUCGUUCUUCUGCGAUUUCUGUCCGUACAAGGCGAAAAGAAGAACUCACUUGAAAACUCAUGUUUUAUUGAAACACAAAGAAGCUUUGCAACUCUGAACAAAUAAAAGCAGCGAUGUCCCUGGACGGUGGCUCUGAACUCUGACGGAACUCCCGUGUUCAAGUGCAGGGGCUGCGCGAGGACGUACAAGCACCAGUCGACGCUCGCCAACCACCUCAAGUGGGAGUGCGGGAAAGCUCCGGGCUUCUUCUGUAACUUCUGCCCGUACAAGGCGAAGAGGAAAGCGCACCUCAGGUCUCACGUAAAGUCCAAACACAGAAUAAACCUUAUCGAACUGAGAAAUCGUCCUGAGAGCUACUUAUAGUAGAGUGUGGUGUCCACAGCCUCACAGUGUGUGCCUUACUGUUGUUACACCUCAGGUCUCACGUCAAGUCUAAACACAGAAUAAACCUUGUCGAACUGAGAACUCGCCCAGAGAGCUACUUAUAGUAGAGUGUGGUGUCCACAGCCUCACAGUAUGUGCCUUACUGUUGUUACACUUCAGGUCUCACGUCAAGUCCAAACACAGAAUAAACCUUGUCGAACUGAGAAAUCGUCCUGAGAGAUACUUAUAGUAGAGUGUGGUGUCCACAGCCUCACAGUGUGUGCCUUACUGUUGUUACACCUCAGGUCUCACGUCAAGUCCAAACACAGAAUAAACCUUAUCGAACUGAGAAAUCGUCCUGAGAGCUACUUAUAGUAGAGUGUGGUGUCCACAGCCUCACAGUGUGUGCCUUACUGUUGUUACACUUCAGGUCUCACGUCAAGUCCAAACACAGAAUAAACCUUGUCGAACUGAGAAAUCGUCCUGAGAGCUACUUAUAGUAGAGUGUGGUGUCCACAGCCUCACAGUGUGUGCCUUACUGUUGUUACACCUCAGGUCUCACGUCAAGUCUAAACACAGAAUAAACCUGGUCGAACUGAGAACUCGCCCAGAGAGCUACUUAUAGUAGAGUGUGGUGUCCACAGCCUCACAGUAUGUGCCUUACUGUUGUUACACCUCAGGUCUCACGUCAAGUCCAAACAUAGAAUAAACCUU
This is a messenger RNA of Homalodisca vitripennis (glassy-winged sharpshooter), 2021 nucleotides long. Its product is annotated as longitudinals lacking protein, isoforms A/B/D/L-like. The record is from RefSeq and is a predicted model, not a curated record. Lineage: Eukaryota; Metazoa; Arthropoda; Insecta; Hemiptera; Cicadellidae. The coding region runs from base 551 to 841 and encodes 96 amino acids. The transcript has 3 exons.